AUGCAGCAACCUACUGGGUUCGUUGUGAAAGGCCAGGAGCACAAAGUUUGUAAACUUAUGACCAUUAAACAAUGGUUAUCAUCUCAUUUUGAGAUGAAAGAUAUGGGAGAAGCUGAAUACAUACGUGGUGUUAAGAUACACCGAGACCGAUCAAGGAAACUACUAGCUCUUUCUCAAGAGUCUUACAUUCGUACUAUCCUUGAAAGGUUUAAGAUGCUUGAUUGUAACCCCAUUGACACUCCAAUCGCAAAAGGUGAAGGCCUAAGCCUGAAUAUGUGCCCUAAGACCGAUGAUGAGAAAAGAGAGAUGAAAGGAGUCCCAUACUCAAGCGCUAUAGGCAGCUUGAUGUAUGCUAUGAUGUGCACUCGGCCGGAUCUCUAA
Microthlaspi erraticum is the source of this 381-nucleotide messenger RNA. The record is from the annotation of a GenBank genome assembly. NCBI's taxonomy places the organism in Eukaryota, Viridiplantae, Streptophyta, Magnoliopsida, Brassicales, Brassicaceae.